GUCGUAGCUGCUCCUGAAUCAUUUGUGGAUUCGUGUUUGGACCCCAAAAGUCAACAAUGAUUUCGGCACUUGCAAUAGGACAGUUGUUACUGGCAUUUCUGCUCCGUUCUUCGUUGGCUCAAAUUAUUUCCACCGGUCAGUGUCCUGAGCAUCCCGUAGUUCAAAACUUCGAUCUGCCGGCCUACCUGGGCGAGUGGUACGAGAUUAAUCGAUAUGAACAGAACUUCCAACGAGGAGGUGAAUGUUCCAAGGCGGCAUAUGCGUUGAAUGACGAUGGAACUGUUCGAGUGGAUAACCGAAUGUUGAUUCCACCUAGUGAUCAGUUUGAUGUGGAAAUCGGAUUUGCAGUCGUUUCGUUCCCCGAGGACAAUCUGCAGCAGGCCAAGUUGAACGUGAGCUUCCGAGGAAUGCCUCCGAAUCGAUCAAAUUAUUGGGUGUUGGAUACAGACUAUACGACGUUUUCAUUUGUUUGGAGCUGUUUCGAAGUCAGUGAUACAAUCAAAGGGGAAAGUCAUUGGCUUCUGUCGAGAACACCCGAAUUACCUGAGAGUGCUCGAAGCCGCGUUGAGGAACUGACUGAUUUGUACUUGGACCGCCGCCACGUCAGACCCACGCGGCAGGAUUCGGACUUAUGCAAUGUACAGGAAAGCAGAUGUGUCUUAGAGGGAAGUGUCGAAAACUGAUAAAAUAUCGUCAGUGUGUGCGACUCGACGCACGGAUUUCACAUGCUUAUUAUGAAACAAUAAAAUUCUUUAUAAUA
This is a messenger RNA of Malaya genurostris, 760 nucleotides long. Its product is annotated as apolipoprotein D-like. NCBI's taxonomy places the organism in Eukaryota, Metazoa, Arthropoda, Insecta, Diptera, Culicidae. Gene Ontology annotation, molecular function: pigment binding. Bases 57 to 683 code for a protein of 208 amino acids. The transcript is spliced from 4 exons. The record is from RefSeq and is a predicted model, not a curated record.